GGGCCAAGUGUGAGUUCUGCCCAGCCUCAUUGCCCUUUAUAUUAUCUGGCAUUUCUAUUCCUUAAGGCACCUGAUUUGGUUAAUAGUGUGUAUUUUAAAAUACCCAAUUUUAAGUCCUUAGCUGAGUAUUUUGACCAAAAACCAAAUGUCCUGGUGAAACUUCCCAGAAGUACAGACUUGCCAAGGGCCUCCACCUUGCCUUGUUUCCUGGAGCUCUGAAGCUUCCCAGAUCAGUUUGGAACCGAGGUCAAAGGUCCUGAGGUUAUUGGGAGGUUAUGAAACAUGGGGAAACUGAGAUCUGGGGAGAGCCAGGACUUGCCCAAGGUCACAGUUGGUGAUGACCAGCCUUGGGAGCUCUCUGCCCAGGGCUGGGCCUUUUGACUGUUGGGCAGUGCUGGGUGACAGGCCCAGUUGUGGUCCUGGAGACAGAGCAUGGGGGUGGGUGCAGAGGUGAUGUCAGGCAGCAGAGAAUAGCUGGCUUUAGGUGCAGAAUAUCCCCAACCUCAAUAAACAUCCACUCAUGAUCACUGUGGGGACAAAGGUCCACAGAGGUGGCUCCAUCACAGCCUGACACUGUUGACUCUCCUUGGACACUAGACCUAGCAAGGCCUUUAGAGGACACAGCUUUCCCCUCUCCUCUCUGUUGACAUUCUCUGAGCUCCUCCUGGGCACCAGCUGCCACACUGGGAACUGGGGACACAGCGGACACCCUACAGCCCAGCCUGCUGUCAUGGAGAGCAUGGUCUAGUUGGGAGACAGGAUUUGGCUGGGUCUUCCCGAGGUUGUGAGUGCUCCAUGGGUGCAGGCCAAGGGGGUCUUCUCUACAGGCCUACUAGGUGGUUGUGAAGUCACAUGAGCCAGCAGUGGCACGGCCAGGCCAGCAUGGUGGACCACUUGCUUCCAGUGGACGAGAAUUUCUCGUCACCAAAGUGCCGGGUUGGUUAUCUGGGAGACAGGCUGGUAAGUGGGCAGGCAUACCACAUGCUGCCCUCGCCCCUCUCCGAAGACGACAGUGACGCCUCCAGCCUCUGCUCCUGCGCCAGCCCCGACUCGCAAGCCCUCUGCUCCUGCUACACCAGUGGCCCGGGCGCUGAGGGCCAGGACAACAUCUUGGACUUCCUGCUCUCCCAGGCCACGCUGGGCAGUGGUGGCAGCGGCAGCAUCGGGGCCAGCAGUGGUCCUGUGACCUGGGAGGCCUGGCGGAGGGCACCGGCACCUGUGAAGGGGGAGCAUUUCUGCUUCCCGGAGUUUCCUGUUGGUGACCCCGAUGAUGUUCCAAGGCCCUUCCAGCCCACUCUGGAGGAGAUUGAAGAGUUUCUGGAGGAGAACAUGGAGCUGGGGCUCAAGGAGGCCCCAGAGAGCAACAACAAGGACGUGGAGGCCUGUAGUCAGCUCUCAGCUGGGCCACACAGGAGCCACCUCCAUCCUGGGUCUGGUGGGAGAGAGCGCUGUGCUCCCCAGCCAGGUGGUGCCAAUGCGGGUGACACUCAGGGCCCAGGUGGGGGGUCUGCACCCGAUGGCCCCAUCCCCUUGCUGCUGCAGAUUCAACCUGUGCAGGUGAAGCAGGAAUCAGGCACAGAGCCCUCCUCCCCUGGGCAGGCCCCAGAGAGUGUCAAGGUAGCCCAGCUCCUGGUCAACAUCCAGGGGCAGACCUUUGCACUCCUGCCCCAGGUGGUGCCCUCCUCGAACUUGAACAUGCCCUCCAAGUUCGUGCGCAUUGCCCCUGUGCCCAUUGCUGCCAAGCCUAUUGGGUCAGGACCCCUGGGGCCUGGCCCCACCGGCCUCCUCAUGGGCCAGAAGUUCCCCAAGAACCCGGCGGCAGAACUCAUCAAAAUGCACAAAUGUACUUUCCCCGGAUGCAGCAAGAUGUACACCAAAAGCAGCCACCUCAAAGCCCACCUACGACGGCACACAGGCGAGAAGCCCUUUGCCUGCACCUGGCCGGGCUGUGGCUGGAGGUUCUCCCGUUCGGAUGAACUGUCAAGGCACCGGCGUUCACACUCAGGCGUGAAGCCCUACCAGUGCCCUGUGUGUGAGAAGAAGUUCGCGCGGAGUGACCACCUGUCCAAGCACAUCAAGGUGCAUCGCUUUCCCCGGAGCAGUCGCUCCGUUCGUGCUGCCAACUGACCCCCCCCACCUCCACCCACCCACACAACCAUUACCGCUACCACCUGUUCACCCCAUCCCACCAGCCCCAUCAGAUGGUCCAGAUCACCCAUAUAUUUUGUAGCAAUAAUUUAUUUGCCUCCUUCAGAGAGAUGUGACAAUGUUGCCAACCCAUCAGCCUGGGUUGAUAUGGGAAGAGGGGGGCUGGCCUGGGAGGCAGGAACCCAGAGCCCCCCCCACCUGCUGCCUUUCCUGGGGAGACCCAGCCCCUGACCCAGGAGGCCGGCCUUUGUGCCUUUGCACCUUCGUGCCUUCCUGCGCCGCUGACAGGCCUCUGCUGCAGUGUCUGGGGGCCUGGCCCUUCUCCCACUGGGCUCCCUGCUUGGGCCAGGGCCAGCACUUUAUUGCCCGGGAAGAUGAAAUGUGCAGUUUUGAAAUGUCAGUUCCCACAGGGAGCCUCACUGGGGAAAAGGAAGUAGGCCAAAAGUCCUGGGCUGCACUGUGGUGUGCAGGUGGUUUUGUCCAAAUGCUUUGCUCAGCCUGAAUACCAGAAGGUAUGGGCAAGGCUGUUAGGGGUGCAGGACCUGGCCUCCUGGUGGCUGCAGGAUUGGGGUGAAAAGUCCCCCCUCUGGGGGCUGACAGUGCAUGUGCUUCAGUUAAAUGUGCAGGGCAGGCAGACAGAUGCAGGCUAGCCCCGGAGCAUCUGUACCCAGUGUGGCUCAUCCCCUCGUCCUGUUUCCCGACACCAGCCUCCAGAGUCACCUUUUGGGAGGAGAGGGGAACAGGCUGUGUAGCAAGUAGAAGAAUCAGAUAAAGCCCCCAAUCCCAAUUUAGAAAUGCAUUCCUCAUUUUGUCUAGAAAUUAAUAUCAAAUGAACUAGCUUGUUUUGAUAGGUUUAUUUCACAUCCUAUGAAUGUAUGUAAAUAAACUGUACAUAGGUACAUCUACAUAAAAUAUCUUUUAAUAACAUCAGCAUUUGUGUAAAUUUGAAAUUUUAAAAAUCUAUAAAGCUGGUGUAUAUAUGUUACAAUUAUGUAUAUUUUCUUUGGUCCUUCAUAAAAAUAUAUUUACUUUGCCAAUAAAAAGAAAAAAGAACUCAA
Myotis myotis is the source of this 3206-nucleotide messenger RNA. It is a transcript of the gene KLF15, whose product is annotated as Kruppel like factor 15. Bases 853 to 2127 code for a protein of 424 amino acids. Gene Ontology annotation, biological process: regulation of transcription by RNA polymerase II. The transcript is spliced from 3 exons. NCBI's taxonomy places the organism in Eukaryota, Metazoa, Chordata, Mammalia, Chiroptera, Vespertilionidae. Gene Ontology annotation, molecular function: RNA polymerase II cis-regulatory region sequence-specific DNA binding; DNA-binding transcription factor activity, RNA polymerase II-specific. The record is from RefSeq and is a predicted model, not a curated record.